AUGAUGCUGAGAAAGGCAAUAAGGCUGAUCUCCAAGAGCCAUAAGCUGGACCCAGGAUGCUUUCUGCCUGUGAGCACCAGGGCAUCACAAAGCAUUGCUGUCAGUCUGGAUGCCCAGGUUCCAGAUGAGAAAUCCAGAGCCAUUUCUCGAACACAAGAGAAUGACCCAGCCAAGCAUGGGGAGCAGCACCUGUGUCAGCAUUACAACAUUCCCCUGGAGGAACUGAAGACUAUUUUGCCACAUGGACUUCCCCCUCGUUUUGGAAUGCAGGUGAAGACCUUCAAUGAAGCCUGCUUAAUGGUGCGGAAGCCAGGCCUAGAGCUCCUGAACUAUUUGAAAAACACAAACUUUGCUAACCCUGCUGUCCGAUAUGUCCUUUAUGGAGAAAAGGGCACAGGAAAAACUCUUACUCUUUGCCAUGUAGUUCAUUUCUGUGCAAAACAGGACUGGUUGACAAUGCACAUUCCAGAUGCUCACCGUUGGAUGAAAAAUUGCCAGGACCUUCUUCAUUCAGCCUAUAACAAAGAACGUUAUGAUCAACCUCUACAAGCCUCAACUUGGCUAAAGAAUUUCAAAACCUCAAAUGAGCGGUUCCUGAAUCAGAUCAAGAUCCAACAGAAGUACAUCUGGAACAAACGGGAAAGCAUAGAGGAGGGCAGACCUCUUGGAGAAGUAGUUGAGCAGGGCCUAACUCGAGUGAAAAAUGCCAGUGAUGCUGUCGGGAUUGUGAUGAAAGAGCUAAAGAGACAAAGUUCUUUGGGCUCCUUCCGCCUUCUGGUGGCAGUGGAUGGAGUCAAUGCUCUCUGGGGGAAGACCACACUGAAAAAGGAAGACAAAAGCCUGAUUGCCCCAGAGGAGCUAACACUUGUACAUAAUAUGAAGAAAAUGGUGACAAAUGAUUGGCACGGAGGUGCCAUUGUGGUGAGUCUGAGCCAGACUGGCUCUCUCUUCAAACCAAGGGCUGCCUAUCUGCCCCAAGACUUGCUAGGAAAGGAAGGUUUUGAUGACCUAGACCCCUUUAUUCCUAUCCAAGUUCACAAUUAUACCACAAAAGAGUUUGAAAGUUGUUUCCAGUAUUAUCUGGAAAACAGAUGGCUUCAGCACAAGAAAGCUCACACAGAAGAAGGAAAAAAGGAGCUGCUUUUCCUUAGUAACUCAAAUCCCUGGCAACUAGAACGGCUCUGUGCUUAUCUCUAAAUCAUGCCUGUCUCCACCAGGCCCAGUACUUGAACCAAACUGCUGUAUUGGGAGGUAAUCCCCACACAAGGAAGAGUGGAAGAAACCUGCUCUUCCUGAGGCCAUGGCACCCGACUCAAAUGAAUUCAAUUGGAGUUCUUCAACUGGCAGAUAAUCUCACUGAGCUCCAAGAGUCCUGGAGAAUGAAAGAGCUACCGCAGCAUUAGAGCUCGGAAGACUUUUUCCUUUAAUAGAAGAGUGGGGGAAGGAGAAGAGAAUGGAGCCUGUCUGUAAGCUGAUAAGCUUGACUGAUCAUGAAAUAUCAUGUAUCUCUUUUAUUGAUCAGAAUGUUGUGCAAAUUAUCUUGGUCACUGUGUCUGGUGUUGUAACUGAGCUUUUUUUCGUCUUUCAUUAAAGGAAAAUCCAAAAUGGGGGAAGGCAGAGUCCAGAAAUUACAUCAGUAAGACUUUUUUGUUUCAAUAAAAGGU
Messenger RNA from Gracilinanus agilis (Agile Gracile Mouse Opossum), 1664 nucleotides. It is a transcript of the gene DAP3, whose product is annotated as death associated protein 3. Bases 1 to 1197 code for a protein of 398 amino acids. The record is from RefSeq and is a predicted model, not a curated record. Gene Ontology annotation, cellular component: mitochondrial ribosome; mitochondrial small ribosomal subunit. Gene Ontology annotation, molecular function: structural constituent of ribosome. Gene Ontology annotation, biological process: apoptotic process. The transcript has 13 exons. Lineage: Eukaryota; Metazoa; Chordata; Mammalia; Didelphimorphia; Didelphidae.